Molecule: messenger RNA, 1858 nt
Organism: Colias croceus (clouded yellow)
Lineage: Eukaryota; Metazoa; Arthropoda; Insecta; Lepidoptera; Pieridae
Gene: S6k
Product: ribosomal protein S6 kinase beta-2
Exons: 10
Coding region: 210-1565 (451 amino acids)
Biological process (GO): protein phosphorylation; signal transduction
Molecular function (GO): ATP binding; protein serine/threonine kinase activity
Source: RefSeq, a predicted model, not a curated record
AGUGUGCAGUACUGCUGUCUGCUGUGCGUUUGUCUUGUUUGAUCUUUCAUACCUGCCUUUUUUUAUUUUGUUUAAAGAUUGAAACUUAAAUAAUACAAUAAACGUAGCAUUAAUUUGUAUUGUUCUAUGUUAAAUUCGUCAGAUAAUAAAAAAUAUAUAAUACAGUGACUUAAAAAAAACUCAUUACUUUCUGAUGUGAUAAUAUUGAGAUGUCAUCUUAUAUGGCAGGUGUUUUUGAUUUAGAUUUAGAUGUGGAUACAGUUACAGUCGGUGACUCUGAUGAAGACGAUAUAAUAGAAGUAGACGAGGUUGAUUACGAUCCAGAACUUCAUGUACAAAGUAUUGUAGAUUCUGAAGGAUCUGAAACAAUACAAUUAUCAGAAGAUAAUGUCAACCCUGGUCAAUGCAAGCGUCUUGGUCCACAAGACUUUGAAUUACGCAAAGUCUUAGGCAAAGGUGGAUAUGGAAAAGUGUUUCAAGUCCGUAAAAUCACUGGCCCAGAUGCUGGCGCACACUUUGCUAUGAAAGUUCUUAAAAAAGCUUCAAUUGUACGCAAUCAAAAAGAUACUGCUCAUACUAAAGCUGAAAGAAAUAUAUUAGAGGCUGUAAAGCACCCAUUUAUAGUUGAAUUAGUAUAUGCUUUCCAAACUGGUGGUAAAUUAUAUUUAAUUUUAGAAUAUUUAAGUGGUGGAGAGUUAUUUAUGCACCUUGAAAGAGAAGGUAUAUUCCUAGAAGAUACUGCUUGUUUCUAUUUAUCUGAAAUAAUUCUAGCCUUGGAACAUUUACAUAGUUUAGGCAUAAUUUAUCGUGAUUUAAAACCUGAAAAUGUAUUGUUGGAUGCACAAGGUCAUGUGAAACUGACAGAUUUUGGAUUAUGUAAAGAACACAUUCAGGAAGGCAUAGUUACACACACUUUCUGUGGAACUAUAGAAUAUAUGGCACCUGAAAUCUUAACUAGAAGUGGUCAUGGAAAAGCAGUCGAUUGGUGGAGCCUGGGCGCAUUAAUGUAUGAUAUGCUGAUUGGACAGCCACCAUUCACAGGAGAUAAUCGUACAAAAACUAUAGAAAAAAUACUUAAAGGUAAACUAAUGUUGCCAGCCUACCUCACACAAGAUGCUCGCGAUUUGAUACGACGCCUUAUGAAACGUUCAGAAACGCAACGCUUAGGUGCUGCUGGAGCAGCUGCAGUUCGCGGGCAUGCCUUCUUCAAGCAUGUCCAUUGGGAUGAUGUAUUUGCACGUAGAUUAGAACCUCCAAUUAAACCUAAAUUGACCAGUGAAGAUGAUGUAUCUCAGUUUGACACAAGAUUCACACUCCAAACUCCAAUUGAUUCGCCUGAUGAGUCAACACUUAGCGAAAGUGCCAAUAUGAUGUUUCAGGGAUUCACGUAUGUGGCACCGUCAGUAAUGGACGAGAUCCACAAGCCGCGCGUGAUCACAGCCCGUUCGCCGCGGCGCCCGAGACCCCACCACCACGCCUUCACCAUACCGCCUGCGUCCACAGCCCACACACAUGCACAUGCUCAACCGGAAGACUUUAUGGAUGUACAAGGUCUACCUAUAUAGCCUAGAAUAAUUCACAUAGCUGACCAUUUUAUACAAAAAAAAAAGAAAUCAACAACAAAUGCUGCCCAUGUAUUGUGUCCGUAACAUAAAUGGUACUGUUUUAUACUAUUAUUAAUAAAAAUGUACAUUUUAUACAAGUUACCGAUUAGUUUAAUGUUUGGUAGGAAUUAUUCACAUGUAUUAAAAAUUGUUCUAACAUGAAUAUGAAUAUGUGACAGAGUAUAAUAAUAAUUAACAAUAUACCUUGUUACCAAGCUUCAUGAAUUGAAUUAAAAGGUCAUUUUUAUUUUGUA